Molecule: messenger RNA, 1914 nt
Organism: Ilex paraguariensis (yerba mate)
Lineage: Eukaryota; Viridiplantae; Streptophyta; Magnoliopsida; Aquifoliales; Aquifoliaceae
Source: the annotation of a GenBank genome assembly
UCUUACAAAUUCCAUACUCUCUCUCUCUCGUGAUGACAGAAGUCGGUGCAGUAUUCGAUCCCAAGGACAUUAUUUAACUGUAAGCAAUUAGUCUAUUCUUUAUUUUGACCCUUAAUUCAUCAGAGCCGUGACCCUGAGUCUCUCGGUCAUGGCUUUCUUCAUUCUGAAGUGUUUCCUACUACUACUCACCUCAAUUAUCUUCUCAAAAUGUGCUGUCCACCCUCCUUCUUCCACAACUACUCUUGAUUUCCAUCUCUCUUCUAUGAGAUCCAUAUGCAAGUCCACACCAUAUCCACACGUUUGUUUUGACUCACUGAAGCUCUCCAUCUCCAUCAAUAUCAAUCCCAACCUCAUCACCUAUCUCCUUCAAACCCUUCAAACUGCCUUGCUUGAAGCUGGAAAGCUCACGGAUUUGUUGUCGAAUGUUGAACACUCAAAUCUUAUCGAGAGACAAAAGGGAACAAUCCAAGACUGCAAGGAGCUUCACCAGAUAACAGUCUAUUCCAUAAAGAAAACCAUGUCUCGAAUCAGUGCAGGAGCAGCUAACUCCCAAAAAUUAGCCGACGCCAAGGCCUUUCUGAGUGCUGCUCUCACUAACAAGAACACCUGCUUAGAAGGCCUGGAUUCAGCGUCAGGUCCAUUGAAGCCAGCCCUUGUGAAUUCCAUAACUAGUACAUAUAAGCACGUUAGCAAUUCUCUUUCCAUGCUCUCUAAGUCAGGCGCAGGGGUACCAAAAGGCCAUAAGAACCGUCGUCUCAUGGGUGCUCCAAAGUGGCUGUCUAGGAAGAAUCGUCGGAUUUUGCAGAGCUCCGGAGAUGAGUAUGGCCCGAGUGAGGUGUUCACAGUGGCUGCAGAUGGAACUGGGAAUUUUACAACCAUCACCGAGGCUAUUAAUUCUGCUCCAAACAACAGUGUCGAUAGGGUUAUUAUCUACAUCAAAGAAGGGGUGUACGACGAGACUGUGGACAUUCCAAGAGAUAAGCCUAACAUUGUUCUGCUUGGAGACGGAGCUGAUACCACUGUGAUUACCGGUAACAGAAGCGUGAAUGAUGGCUGGACUACUUUCAGAUCUGCCACUCUUGCGGUCUCCGGUGACGGCUUCUUGGCACGUGACAUAACAUUUGAGAACAGGGCUGGACCAGAGAAGCACCAAGCGGUUGCCCUUCGCAUUAGUGCUGACUUAGCUGCAUUGUACAGGUGCACUAUGGUUGGUUACCAAGAUACGUUGUAUGUUCACUCCUUUAGACAAUUUUACAGAGAAUGUGACAUUUAUGGGACCAUAGACUACAUAUUUGGAAACGCAGCUGUGGUGUUUCAGGCAUGCAACAUUACAUCAAGAAUGCCGAUGCCUGGCCAAUUCACCGUCAUUACAGCACAGUCCCGAGACACCCCGGAUGAGGAAACAGGGAUCUCCAUACAGAACUGUUCCAUUUUGGCUACACAAGACUUGUACUCUAACUCCAGCACUACUACUGCUGUCAAGAGCUAUCUCGGGAGGCCGUGGAGGGUUUAUUCUCGGACGGUCUACAUCGAAUCCUACAUCGAUGAUUUCAUUGCCCAACAAGGGUGGACAGAGUGGUCUGGUAAUCAAGGCUUAGACACCUUAUAUUAUGGGGAGUAUGACAAUAGUGGACCUGGUUCGGGGACGGACAAUCGAGUUUCUUGGCAAGGGUAUCAUGCAAUGACUUACGACGAAGCUUCUAACUUCACCGUGUCGGAGUUUAUUACAGGAGACGAGUGGCUGGAUUCUACAUCCUUCCCUUAUGAUGAUGGCGUUUAAUUUUGUAGGGACCGAUCAGGAACUUGUUUUAAUUUCCAGAUAUGCAUAACUUCUAUGCUUCUACGUAGCUAAUAAUAUAUACUCAUCACUGCUAUGAGCCAGGCAAAACUCUACUUACAAAUUAUUUUGAAGAA